Molecule: messenger RNA, 270 nt
Organism: Meriones unguiculatus (Mongolian gerbil)
Lineage: Eukaryota; Metazoa; Chordata; Mammalia; Rodentia; Muridae
Product: zinc finger protein 431-like
Exons: 2
Coding region: 1-270 (89 amino acids)
Biological process (GO): regulation of DNA-templated transcription
Source: RefSeq, a predicted model, not a curated record
AUGAAGUUUGGCAAAGAUGAAACCUAUUUGUUCAUCGUGUAUAUCUUUGAUGUGUUUUUUGAUUUGAAUGUGUUGACCUACAAUGAUGUGCAUAUGAACUUCACUCCAGAAGAGUGGGCUUUGCUGGAUCCUUCCCAGAGGAUUCUCAACAAAGAUGUGAAGCUGGAGACCUACAGGAAUCUCACUGCUAUAGGCUACAAUUGGGGAGAUCAUAAUAUUGAGGAGCAUUGUCAAAGUUCUAGAAGACAUGUAAGUUCCAGAGAGAUGUGA